GCACCAGCUACUGCGGAAAAGCUUUCUGCUUCAGCUGGUGGACCUCCUCUUCCGCUUCCAUGGCUUCCCGCUUCCUAACCUCAGUCCUCGCGCUCUCCGCGAUGUUGUUCCUCUCGGCAACACUCGCUACCGCCGCCGCUGCCGCUGCCGCCGCCUCCUCCUCCUCCUCCUCUUCUUCCACCUCCCCCCCAGCCCACCAUCUCUCUUCCAUCAAAUCCUUCUGCUCACGCACGCCCUAUCCGGACUCUUGCUUCGACUCGCUGAAACUCUCCAUCUCCAUCAACAUUAGCCCCACCAUCCUCACCUACCUCCUCCACACCCUCGGAGCCGCCAUCUCCGAAGCCGGGAAGCUCUCCAGCCUCCUCCAAACCGCGGGCCGCAGGAACAUCGUGGAGAGACAGAGAGGCACGAUUCAAGACUGCAGGGAGCUGCACCAGAUCACGGUGUCCUCCUUGAAGAAAUCGGUCUCGCGGGUCCGGGACAGCAACCCCCGGAAACUGUCCGACGCGAGGGCCUACCUUGCCGCAGCCCUCACGAACAAGGACACUUGCCUGGAAGGCCUGGACUCUGCAUCCGGGUCGCUGAAGCCACUGCUCGUGAGUUCGCUCAUCAGCACUUACAAGCACGUGAGCAACUCCCUGUCCACGCUCGCGAAACCGUCCACCCCGAAAGGCGGAAACGGCCGCCGCCGGUUGAUGGGCUUCCCCACAUGGCUUUCGCGCAAGGACCGCCGGAUCUUGCAGAGCUCCGGCGACGAGUAUGACCCGAGCAAGGUCAUCACGGUGUCCGCCGACGGGUCGGGGAACUUCACCACCAUAUCCGAUGCCAUCAAUUUUGCUCCUAACAACAGCUAUGACAGGACAAUCAUAUACGUGACGGAAGGGUUUUAUCAAGAGAACGUGGAAAUCCCGAGCUACAAGACCAACAUUGUGUUGCUGGGCGAUGGAGCCGGUCUCACCAUCAUCUCUGGGAACAGAAGCGUGGCUGAUGGUUGGACCACGUUCAGAUCUGCAACUGUUGCUGUUUCAGCUGACGGGUUCCUUGCCAGGGACAUAACCUUUGAGAAUUCCGCUGGGCCAGCAAAGCACCAAGCAGUCGCUCUCCGAAUCAGUGCCGAUUUUGCCGCGCUAUUCCGAUGCUCCAUCGGUGCCUACCAGGACACUUUAUAUGUCCACUCCUUCAGGCAAUUCUACAGAGAGUGCGACAUCUCGGGGACCAUUGACUACAUCUUUGGUAAUGCAGCCGUCGUCUUCCAAGGCUGCAACAUCAUCUCCAGACAACCUCUGCCUGGCCAGUUCACAGUCAUUACAGCGCAAUCCCGGGACACCCCAGACGAGGACACGGGAAUCUCGAUCCAGAACUGCACCAUACUGCCCUCGGACGACCUCGGGGCGGUUAGGAGCUACCUUGGUAGGCCAUGGAGGAACUACUCAAGAACUGUGGUCCUCGAGUCCUACAUCGAUGGGUUCAUCAACCCAAGAGGAUGGACCGAGUGGUCGGGCGCCCAAGGGCUGGACACCCUGUACUACGGGGAGUACGAGAACUAUGGACCUGGCUCAGGCACGGAGGGCAGAGUCACCUGGCACGGGUAUCACGUCAUGGACUACUACGACGCCUCCAACUUCACCGUGUCCGAGUUCAUCACUGGUGAUGAGUGGUUGGAUUCCACUGCAUUCCCUUAUGACAACGGCAUUUGAAGCUUCGUUUUGGUUAACUUCUAAAUUGCAUUGUACCUUAGCUUAUCGAAUUGCCAUCUGAAGUUGACCGCUCAGUAAAAGCCAUGAAUGACAGGACAGAGAGAAACUUUCUCCUAAGUGUACAUGAGGAAGUUAAAAUGUGAUUGCCAUUAGAAUCUUC
Eucalyptus grandis is the source of this 1857-nucleotide messenger RNA. Its product is annotated as probable pectinesterase/pectinesterase inhibitor 12. Gene Ontology annotation, molecular function: pectinesterase inhibitor activity; pectinesterase activity. Lineage: Eukaryota; Viridiplantae; Streptophyta; Magnoliopsida; Myrtales; Myrtaceae. Gene Ontology annotation, biological process: cell wall modification. The record is from RefSeq and is a predicted model, not a curated record.